Messenger RNA from Vicugna pacos (alpaca), 4678 nucleotides. It is a transcript of the gene RFX6, whose product is annotated as regulatory factor X6. Gene Ontology annotation, molecular function: DNA-binding transcription factor activity, RNA polymerase II-specific; RNA polymerase II cis-regulatory region sequence-specific DNA binding. The record is from RefSeq and is a predicted model, not a curated record. Lineage: Eukaryota; Metazoa; Chordata; Mammalia; Artiodactyla; Camelidae. Gene Ontology annotation, biological process: regulation of transcription by RNA polymerase II.
AUGAGCAAUGAUGGUCUGGUAGCCAGGGGCAGUUCCUCCAAAGAAGAGUCUCUUUCGGGUGGUGGUGGUGGUGGUGGUGGUGGAGCUGGUUCCUGGAAACAAAAGGAAGUUGAAGCUGGAGAAAGGGUGCUUAGAAAAUGUGAGGGGACCCAAGAGGAUCUGGGCAAGCACCCACAAAGUCUGCUACUGUUAGGGCCAGUCCCUGGAGGGCGGAGAGGCCUGGCAUUCUGUGCCCGCAAGCAGGGCAGUCUGGACACUUGUGGGACUCGAUGGUGUCUGUCCCCAAGUUAUCGAGAAGAGCCCUCACCAACCCCUAGGAUUACUCCAGGAAUAAAUCAAACCAGCCCUUGGGCAGAGAGUGAGCGGUGCUCUGGGUUCCUCCUCUCCUGGCCCGGGCGUGCAGAGUCAAGGCUGUCCGCGGAUGCAUCGUUGUCUCCCGGGAGUAGGGAUGGGGACAGCUGCUUUCCCCCUGGAGAUGACAGAGGCGCUUUCUCGGUUCUCUCUGGGGGCUUUGGGCUUCUCCACAAGUUUCCCCCCGAAGUCCAGGAGGAGUGCUGUGUGCAGCUCCUGGGCACGGGUUUGCUCGUUUACCCCGAAGAAAGGGUGUACCUGGCGGCUGAAGCGCAGCCCGGGGGCGCGCUGGGCAGCGGGGAGAAAGGGGACGACCCGGAGCUGCCGGUGGGAGUUAAAUCAGAAAUGCAUUUAAGCAACGGUAACUUUUCCUCUGAAGAAGAGGAUGCGGACAAUCACGACAGCAAAAUCAAAGCAACCGAUCCACACCUCUCUCAGAAGAAAACCAUCACACAGAUUAUGAAGGAUAAAAAGAAACAGACUCAGCUCACUCUGCAGUGGCUUGAAGAGAACUACAUUGUAUGUGAAGGAGUUUGCUUACCCCGGUGCAUCCUUUAUGCACACUAUUUAGAUUUCUGCAGGAAAGAGAAAUUGGAACCAGCCUGUGCAGCCACCUUUGGAAAGACAAUUCGUCAAAAAUUCCCCCUCUUGACGACCCGGCGUCUUGGAACAAGAGGCCAUUCAAAGUAUCACUAUUAUGGAAUUGGCAUCAAAGAGAGCAGUGCAUAUUACCACUCUGUGUAUUCUGGAAAAGGCCUGACAAGGUUUUCUGGAAGCAAGCUGAAGAAUGAGGGUGGCUUCACACGUAAAUACUCGCUUAGCUCAAAAACUGGAACACUUCUUCCAGAAUUCCCCAGUGCUCAACACCUUGUGUACCAAGGAUGCAUUUCUAAAGACAAGGUUGAUACCCUCAUAAUGAUGUACAAAACUCACUGCCAGUGCAUCCUGGACAAUGCAAUAAAUGGAAACUUUGAAGAGAUCCAGCAUUUCUUAUUACACUUUUGGCAAGGAAUGCCUGAUCAUCUUCUACCCCUGCUUGAAAACCCUGUUAUCAUUGACAUCUUCUGUGUUUGUGACUCGAUUCUUUAUAAGGUUCUUACAGAUGUACUCAUUCCUGCAACAAUGCAAGAAAUGCCUGAAAGCUUAUUAGCAGACAUAAGAAAUUUUGCUAAAAAUUGGGAACAGUGGGUAGUUUCAUCCUUGGAAAAUUUGCCAGAAGCUCUGACUGACAAGAAAAUACCUAUUGUGCGAAGAUUUGUAUCUUCUCUGAAACGACAAACAUCGUUCUUGCACCUUGCUCAGAUUGCUCGACCAGCUCUUUUUGACCAGCAUAUCGUGAAUUCCAUGGUAUCUGACAUUGAAAAGGUUGACUUGAAUAGUAUUGGAUCUCAGGCCCUUCUCACCAUUUCAGGCAGCACAGACACUGAAUCUGAUAUCUACACUGAAUAUGACUCUAUCACAGUGUUCCAAGAACUGAAAGAUCUCCUUAAGAAGAAUGCCACUGUGGAGGCUUUUAUUGAAUGGCUGGAUACUGUGGUAGAGCAGAGAGUUAUUAAGACCAGCAAACAAAAUGGAAGAUCAUUAAAGAAGAGGGCUCAAGACUUUCUGCUGAAGUGGAGCUUUUUUGGUGCUCGAGUAAUGCACAAUCUCACCCUAAACAACGCAUCCAGUUUUGGUUCUUUCCAUUUGAUCCGAAUGCUUCUUGAUGAAUACAUUCUGCUAGCCAUGGAGACCCAGUUUAAUAAUGACAAAGAACAGGAGUUACAGAACUUGUUGGACAAGUAUAUGAAGAAUUCAGAUGCAAGUAAAGCUGCCUUCACUGCCUCUCCGAGUUCAUGCUUUCUGGCCAACCGUAAUAAAGGGAGCGCUGUUCCCAGCGACACUGUGAAGAAUGAAAGCCACGUGGAAACAACCUACCUCCCUCUGCCAUCCAGUCAACCUGGAGGCUUAACCUCUGCUCUGCACCCAUUCCCUGCUGGGAGUACAGACAACGUGCCGCUCACAGGUCAAAUGGAGCUUUCGCAGAGUUCUGGUCAUCUGAUGACACCACCCAUUUCUCCAGCCAUGGCCAGCCGAGGAAGUGUCAUUAACCAGGGGCCAAUGGCAGGGAGACCCCCAAGUGUGGGUCCAGUGCUGUCAGCCCCGUCACACUGCUCAGCAUUCCCAGAGCCCAUUUAUCCGACUCUCCCUCAGGCCAGCCAUGACUUUUAUGGGACCAACUCCAACUAUCAGACUGUGUUUAGGGCCCAGGCUCAUCCCCCAUCAGGACUCUAUCCUCAUCGCCCUGAGCACAGUCGAUGCAUGGCUUGGAGUGAACAGCAGCUUCCUAGAGACUUCUUCAGUGGCAGCUGUGCUGUGUCUCCAUAUAAUUCUCGGCCACCUUCCAGCUAUGGACCAUCCCCACAUGGCCAAGAUUCACACAGCAUGCAGUUUUUAAAUACCGGAAGCUUCAAUUUCCUGAGCAAUGCAGGAGCUGCCACCUGCCAAGGAGCAACAUUGCCUCCUAAUUCACCUAAUGGGUACUACGGAAGCAAUAUAAACUACCCAGAGUCUCAUAGACUUGGAUCAAUGGUGAAUCAGCACGUCUCUGUCAUCAGCAGUGUCCGCUCACUGCCUCCAUACAGUGACAUCCAUGAUCCCCUUAACAUUUUAGAUGACAGUGGUAGGAAGCAGACCAGCUCUUUUUUUGCAGACACAUCACCUUCAGCUGCCUGUCGAACUCCUGUAGUAGCAUCCAGCUUGCAAGCCCCAGUUCCUUCCUCCUCAUCCCAGUGUAUGUAUGGAACUUCCAAUCAGUAUCCAACUCAAGAAACUCUGGACUCCCACGGAGCAAAUGGUAGAGAAAUGGUGUCCUCUCUACCGCCCAUCAACACUGUGUUCAUGGGAACAGCAGCUGGAGGCACUUAAACCAACAAUGUCGGGUUGGGGUUGAAACUUUAAAAAUCUCUACUGCUCAAAUCCUAUCCACUGAGACUCCCAUCAGAGAAAGAAAAUGGAAUAUUCAGUGGCAGGACAUUGUUUUUCAGGUCACUGGUACAAAACUAAGGACAACUCCCUAGUGAAUGGAAGUACUUGCAGAGUUUGCCUUGCACACAAAUUAUUUAGAAUGUGGUCUCAUUAUUAGUCACAGAUUCAUGCAUUACCAAAUGGGACCAGUGGAGCUUUGAAGAUGCAGACAUUUCAACUCUAAGGAUUUAAUAUUUCACUUCUUAAUUUAUUGAAAAUCUGUUUCAUUUUUGGUUUCUAAAAAAGAAAUGUUUAUUUAAUGCCUUUAAAACGCCUUUAAUUUAUUAGGAUCUCAGAAUCAUCGUUUACUAUCCCUUAUUUGACAAAAAGUCAAAUGUGUAUGGUCUACCUCCUAUGGAAAUGUUUACAAGGUCAAGACUUAAUUCAAUUCAGCCUAGACCAAAGUUGCUUGACUUUCAAUUUCUGUGCAUUAGUAUGAUGAUUUCUGUUACAUAGCAGUAUUCCAAUUCUAUGUAACUGAAUGGAGAUUAUUCUUCUUUAUUUAAAAAAGAUAAGAAGAAGUAAAGUAUGGAAAUAUUUUUAAUGGCUUGGCUGCUUUCAGGGCUGGUACUGUUUCUGAAAAAUGCUGGGGAUUUGCAGGCAAAGCUAAUUUAGAUAUCAAGUUAAAGAGUAAAGUUGGUUGGUUAAAAUACCAUAAUUCCAGAACAUUUGCAUAUCAGAUCCAUGCAUAUAAAUAUAAAAAAAUUGUGAUUUGCAGACUGAACCUCUACAGAUGUGGAAGCAGUCUUUAAUAAAGUGCUCUGCUUAGAAACUGAAGUGAAUGAAUGUUCAAAAAUCACCUGAUGUGAAGGAUUCAUUUCAUAUAAAUUAAUAUCUAGCUCUGUUUCUUUUUCUUUUUUGUAUAUCUAAACUGAAAAGUCUGUUUUAAGACUCAUAGCCUAUAACGGGAAACUUCCAUUAACUUUACAGGCUUCUCCUAAAGUCUAAUGACAGGCCUUGUAUCAUUUGUAUUAAGGAUUGGGCUGUUCUCUAAGCCCCAGGUACACUGUAAAAGGAUCUGUAAGCCCCAAACACCCAUGAUACAGCAUGAUGUAAUUUGGUAAAGACCAGCUGUGGAACUGUUCCCAGCAAGCAAUAAACAAUCAUCUGUGGACUUGUUGGAGUGUUGCUACCAUUUGCUCAGUGGUGUGCUCAAUAGUAUUAGUUUGUGAGCUAAUUAAUUAGCAGAAAUAUUUUGCAACAAUAACAAAUCAUAAACAGCAACCUAAAUGUCCUAUUCUUUACUGUGGUAAUAUCGUAAGAGUACAGAGGAAAGUGAAAUUAAUAAGGGCUUGGAUUGAAGGAGAAAACAAACCAGCUU